AUGACACCAUUGAAGGAAAACCACACCUUAAGCUCUGAAUUUAUUAUUUUAGGCUUUGGGGACCUGGCUGAACUACAGUUUCUCUUUUUUGGACUCUUUCUAGUUAUGCAUCUCAUCACCCUAGCAGGCCAUACAACUAUUGUACUCAUCACCCUUAUUGACACCUGUCUCCAGACACCUAUGUAUUUCUUCCUUCGGAACCUAUCUGCCAUUGAAAUUUGCUACAUAUUAGUUAUUGUCCCUAACAUGCUGGCCAACUUCCUGUCCAGAAACCAGCGAAUGCCAUUCCUGGGAUGUGCUCUGCAAAUGCACCUAUUCAUUGCUCUGGGUGGAGCAGAAUGUUUCCUCCUCGCUGCAAUGGCAUAUGACCGUUUUGUGGCCAUCUGUAACCCACUGCGUUACACACUCAUCAUCACCCGGGCACUCUGUCUGCAGAUGUUGGCUCUGGCAUGCAUCAGUGGUUUUACACUUUCACUCACCCUUACCACACUGAUAUUCCUCCUGCCCUUCUGUCAGUCCCAUGUCAUCAACCAUUUCUUCUGUGACAUUCCUGCUGUUCUAUUCUUAGCCUGCUCUGAUACACAAGCCAAUGAAAUUGCAGUCUUCCUUGUAUGCAUGCUGAUUCUGUUGAUUCCCUUCUUGUUGAUCCUGUUUUCCUAUGGAUUCAUUAUUGCUGCCAUCCUCAGAAUCCAUUCAGCAGAAGGCAGGAGUAAAGCUUUCUCCACCUGUGCUGGCCACCUGUUAGUCUCUGUUAUGCACUACGGCUGUGCGAUAUUCAUCUACAUUCGUCCCAAGUCCUGCUACACCCCAGAACAGGACAAAAUUGUGUCCUUAAUCUAUACUAAUAUAACCCCAAUGCUCUAUCCUAUGAUCUAUAGCUUAAGGAACAAAGAAGUCAAAGGUGCCCUCAGAAGACUCCUGAUGAACCAUAACAGAUGGAGUGGCAGCCCAGUCUAA
Messenger RNA from Mus caroli (Ryukyu mouse), 957 nucleotides. RefSeq names its product olfactory receptor 10K1-like. NCBI's taxonomy places the organism in Eukaryota, Metazoa, Chordata, Mammalia, Rodentia, Muridae. The record is from RefSeq and is a predicted model, not a curated record. Gene Ontology annotation, molecular function: olfactory receptor activity; G protein-coupled receptor activity. Gene Ontology annotation, cellular component: membrane. Gene Ontology annotation, biological process: G protein-coupled receptor signaling pathway.